AUGAGCGAGAAGAAGAAGCAGCAACCAGCUGCAGCAGCAGCAAAUGGCCUGCCACCAGCCCCACCUGGCUGCCGUUGGAUGACAGAAGGACCCGAUGGGUCUCUCAUAGAUCUACAGCAGCAGCAUGAGCAGCAGGAGGAGCUGGACGCCCUCUCCUCGGGUGACGAAGGAGCAUCAGCAGAUGCAGGAGUAGAUGCAGCAGCGGAUGCAGCAGCAGAGGGAGAAGGUCCUCCUAAGGAGCUCCUGCUGCACCCGCAGCUGCUGGAGAGCCGAAGGCGGUGGCUGCUUGCUGCAUGCGAAUCAGCAGGAGACACUGUCUGCGCAAUGGCGGUCAACAAACAGCAGCAAGAGCAGCAACAACAGCAGCAACAGCAACAGCAGCAAGUGCCACCGUUCCUUGCAGUAGGUGCUUCCGAUGAUAUAUGCCGCCUGUAUGAUCUAUCUCAGCUCUCUCCACCACCGGCAGCAGCAGCAGCAGCAGGGGACCCAGCAGCAGCAACAAGGGCUGAAGUUGAAGAGCAACAUUUAAAUGCAUCCGUAACUUUACGAGAUGCAGGAGACUCUGUCUCUUGUGUGUCAUUUUCUUCUGAUGGUUUGUUGCUUGCAUGCGGCUCUUUUGACGGCUCUGUUCGUGUAUACAGUACCCAAGCAGCAGCAGCAGCAGCAGGAGCAGCACAAGCAGGAGCAGCAGCAGCAGGAAAACGCAUGCUGCUGCAGGAGCUGCGGGGCCCUUGUGAAGGUGUCUCCGCACUCGCCUUUCAUCCUCGUGGUUAUGCUUUGCUUGCUGCAGCAGAAGAUCAAACGGCAUGGGUAUGGCUGCUGCCUCCUUCAUGGGGAUCAGCAGCAGCAGCAGCAGCAGCAGCAGAAGGAACAGCAGCAGAAGGAGGAGCAGCUGCAGCAGCAGGAGAAGGUACUAAAGGGAAGAUAAAACCUGCAGCAACACUGCAUGUAUUUGCUGCUUCUAGUCCCCUUACUUGCUGCUGCUUCAGCAGCAGCGGCAGCCGCUGCAUCGUAGGUGGAGCAUCAGGAAGUGUUUCCUUUUUUGCUGCUCGUGAUGGGCAGAUGGUCUCCGAUUAUGAUCAUCCUUCUCGUGAUCCCCAGGCAAGAGCAGCUGUCAUGCAAAGUCCCCUUCCUAUCACCAGCAGCAGCAGCAGCAGCAGCGGGAUGGAUGUGGAUGACGGAGAGGGGGGACAAGGGGCUGUUUGUUUAGCGGUCUAUACACCCCAGAGUUGCUGCUAUGUGGGGUAUGAAGAUGGUUAUAUUUUAUGUUUUAAUGAGGAGACAGGAAAAAUUCUUGUUUCUCUUAAAGCGCAUGCUGGUGCUGUUGAAUCCCUACUGCCUAUACACCCCAAUCAUUCCAUGCAUGCAGCAAACUGGGGGCCCCAGGGGGCCCCCACCUCUUUACUGUUAUUCUCUGCUGGUCUUGAUGGUAUUGUGCGUCUAUGGAACCUUAGUAAGAAAACCCUUAAGCUCUCGUUUGACUGUACACACACCCCAAUACCUCAGAACCCCUCUAGUACAAGUGACAGCAACAGCAGCAGCAGCAGCAGCAGCGGUGACAACAGCAGCAGGAAGGGAGGAGACGGAGAAGGCGUCGUUCGGCUGCUUCUGCACCCACAACUCCCGCUACUGCUCGCUGGUACUUCCUAUGGACUCAUGCGAGCAUUCAACUGCAGCAGCAGCAACAGCAGCAACGUUUGUGUAGAUAUGUGGACAGCACACCCAUCGGCGGUCAUGGACCUCCAGCACAUCAGCAGCAGCAGCAACAGCAACGGCAGCAGCAGGAACUGGAUUGUUGCUUCUGGUGACUCGGAUGGCGGUGUGGAUGUUUGGGCUUUAGACCCCACAGCUCUUCUUCAGGGCAAACCUUAA
This is a messenger RNA of Eimeria maxima, 1872 nucleotides long. Its product is annotated as WD domain, G-beta repeat-containing protein, putative. Gene Ontology annotation, molecular function: protein binding. The transcript has a single exon. Lineage: Eukaryota; Apicomplexa; Conoidasida; Eucoccidiorida; Eimeriidae. The record is from RefSeq and is a predicted model, not a curated record. Bases 1 to 1872 code for a protein of 623 amino acids.